Molecule: messenger RNA, 1299 nt
Organism: Ustilago hordei
Lineage: Eukaryota; Fungi; Basidiomycota; Ustilaginomycetes; Ustilaginales; Ustilaginaceae
Exons: 1
Coding region: 1-1299 (432 amino acids)
Biological process (GO): ubiquitin-dependent protein catabolic process
Cellular component (GO): cytosol
Molecular function (GO): polyubiquitin modification-dependent protein binding
Source: RefSeq, a predicted model, not a curated record
AUGGCAGACUCGAAUGACUCGGCGUCACCGCUCAAGAUCAACAUCAAGGGUCCCUCGGAGCUAAGGCUCAGCAUUGACAUCACCUCGGAUCAGACGGUUCGACAGCUCAAAGAGGCGAUCGAGAAGCAGAAGCCUGACGUCCCUGCCGAUUCGCAGCGACUAAUCUAUGCCGGUAAAGUGCUCAAGGAUGAGGAGACCCUCUCGGUCUACAAGAUCAAGGACGGCAACACUGUGCAUAUGGUCAAGUCAGCCGCUCGUUCCGCACCCACAACUGGUAAUCCAUCGGUACCUGGAACAGCACCAUCAAGCACUGGCAGUUCCAACAACGCUGCCUCGUCACAGUCGCAUGGUGUUCCUUCCAACUUCUCUGCAGGUCAGAACUUCACCAACAAUCCGCUUUCUGCGCUUAACCGGGCUGAUUAUGCAGGCCCUCACAUGGCUAGACUGCUCAACGAGAGCGGAGGCGCAUUUGGUGGCAUGGGCCUCAACCCGCGCGAUCCAAACAUGAUGAUGGGGUUGAUGCAGAAUCCCGAGGUGCAACGUCAGAUGCAGGAUAUGAUGUCUCGUCCCGAGUUCAUCGACCAGAUGCUUGCCAUGAACCCGCAGCUUCAAGGCAUGGCACCACAGAUGCGCGAGAUGAUGCACUCAGAACAGUUCCGCGAGAUGAUCACCAACCCCGAAACCAUGCAGAGGAUGGCUCAGAUGUCGCAGCUGAUGGAGAGCGCUGGUAUGGGCGGCAUGGCUGGUUUGGGAGGCUUGGGCGGAUUCGGAGCCGGCGGUGGAGGCAACGGCGGUAAUCGCCAAUGGCCCCCUCCUGGUGCUUUCGGUGAAAGCGGCGGCAACAACGAAGGCAACGCUAAUAACAGUAACGACAAUGGCAACGACAAUACUAGUGGACGCAACAACGGCCAGGGCAACACCGGCAACUUCAGCGGCAAUUUCAGCGGGCUCCGAAACACGGGCGGCGACGGUGCAGCCCCGCCAAACCCCUUUGCAGAUCCUUCGUUCCUUCAACAGAUGUUCGGUGGUGGUGGUGGAGGAGCAGGUGGGUUCGGUGGUCUUGGGGGCCUUGGUGGUCUUGGCGGUCUUGGUGGAUUUGAGGCUGGAGCAGGAGGCGCGGCUUCGCGCGACACAAGGCCACCCGAGGAGCGUUUCUCUUCUCAACUAGAGCAGAUGCAGUCGAUGGGCUUUUACGAUGGUCAAGCCAAUGUGAGAGCGCUGCUCAUGGCUGGCGGUAGUGUCGAGGGUGCUAUCGGUAUCUUGCUGGACAACCCGAACCCUCCGCCGCAGGGUAACUGA